Molecule: messenger RNA, 2547 nt
Organism: Chenopodium quinoa (quinoa)
Lineage: Eukaryota; Viridiplantae; Streptophyta; Magnoliopsida; Caryophyllales; Amaranthaceae
Product: vacuolar fusion protein MON1 homolog
Exons: 14
Coding region: 278-2161 (627 amino acids)
Biological process (GO): vesicle-mediated transport; protein targeting to vacuole
Source: RefSeq, a predicted model, not a curated record
CACUUGCAAGUUGCGACCACCAACUAGUCACACAUAGGAUUGACCUGCAGAUUUUAAUAGAACCAUUUCACGAUCCCUUUCUUCCCCAAAACUCGAAAACGUGCCUCACUUUCAUCGCCUAACUACUCACAAUAAUCCCUCCUUUGAAAAUUCAGAUUAAUCAUACUCCUACUCCAUACUAAUAAUCCAGAAUUGUGUUAAUUCCCUAAUUUUGAUUUCGACAAUUCGAUUGAUCGGUUAACCUUUGGUUUGGGGCCAUAGGUGGUUUCUCUCUCCUAUGGCCUCCGAUUCCACUUCUUCCGACUCCGCCUACGAUUCCGCCGCCGAUGUCCAAAACCCUAAUCCCUUUCCUGAUACUCCCACCAACAAUUCCGCCAUUGAUGAUCACCUCAGCUCACUCACAUUGACUCCUCUUGUUGAUGAUGACCUAGCUCCUCCAAUCAACGAUCAACCGUCAUCGCAAUCGCAACCCCAAAUCGAUUCAAAUGAAAUUGAAGAGAGUCAUCGAAGUCCAAUACCGGAAAUUGAUGUUGCACAGUUAGAGGAGGAUGAAGAGGAGGUUAGCAGUGAAGUGGCGGUGGAGGAAGAUGAGGAAGAGGAGAGAGAAAGUAAUUCAGUGAGUGCGAGUGGCGGUACCGGUGUGGUGUGGAGAGAAGUGGAAGGGGAAGCUCCUACAAGCCCUGGAAGUAGUGGUUAUGCUGGGGAAAGAGGUAGCAGUAAUGCCAGUAGUGCAUCUGGGAUUGAAGAGAUUGGAGAGAGAGAUGGAGGUUUAGUCAAUGGCAUAGCUGAUUCUCAACCGGCUUGGGUUCCAGGCAAGCGACAUGUUAACGAGGAUGAUGCCUCUGUUUCAUGGAGGAAGAGGAAAAAGCACUUCUUCAUCCUUAGUAAUUCUGGGAAACCUAUAUAUUCCAGGUAUGGCGAUGAACAUAAGCUUGCUGGAUUUUCAGCAACGUUGCAAGCUAUAAUUUCCUUUGUUGAAAAUGGGGGUGAUCGUGUCAAGUUAGUUCGGGCAGGAAAGCAUCAGGUGGUAUUUCUUGUGAAGGGACCUAUAUACUUGGUCUGUAUUAGCUGUACUGAGGAACCGUAUGAGUCUUUAAGAGGACAGUUGGAGCUGCUUUAUGGUCAGAUGAUCCUUAUUUUGACAAAGUCUGUGAAUAGAUGCUUUGAGAAGAAUUCAAAGUUUGAUAUGACACCAUUGCUUGGUGGAACAGAUGCUGUUUUUUCAUCUCUCAUCCAUUCCUUCAGUUGGAACCCAGCUACUUUUCUUCAUGCCUAUACAUGUCUACCUCUUGCUUAUCCAACGAGGCAAGCUGCAGGUGCCAUAUUGCAAGAUGUUGCUGAUUCAGGGGUCUUAUUUGCAAUAUUGAUGUGUAAACACAAGGUUGUUAGUCUUGUAGGGGCGCAAAAAGCUUCUCUUCAUCCAGAUGAUAUGCUACUGUUGUCAAACUUUGUUAUGUCAUCGGAGUCAUUCAGGACAUCUGAGUCUUUCUCACCAAUAUGCUUGCCAAAAUAUAAUUCCAUGGCGUUUUUAUAUGCAUAUGUUCAAUAUUUGGAUGCUGAUACAUACUUGAUGUUGCUCACUACUCGCUCUGAUGCUUUUUACCAUCUCAAGGAGUGCAGGGCAAGUAUCGAGGCUGUUUUUCUGAAAUCAAAUGUGCUAAGUGAGGUCCAAAGAUCUAUGCUAGAUGGCGGGAUGCAUAUUGAGGAUUUACCUGUGGAUCCAACUUCUCGAUCUGGUUCUGCAUCUUCCCAUUUAGGCCAACAUUCUCCAGAGAGAUUCAGGGAUACAUACACUGGUAUUGGUGGUCCUUGUGGACUCUGGCAUUUUAUAUACCGCAGCAUAUACUUGGAUCAAUAUGUAUCUUCAGAGUUCUCAUCCCCAAUCAAUACACCACAGCAGCAGAAAAGAUUAUUUAGAGCGUACCAGAAGAUCUAUGCUUCCAUGCAUGAUAAAGGAUUUGGUCCCCACAAGACCCAGUUUCGGCGAGAUGAAAAUUAUGUCCUACUUUGCUGGGUGACUCAAGAUUUUGAGCUAUAUGCUGCAUUUGACCCCCUUGCUGACAAGGCUUUGGCAAUCAAGACCUGCAACCGUGUUUGUCAGUGGGUAAAAGAUGUAGAGAAUGAGAUCUUCUUGCUGGGUGCUAGCCCUUUCUCUUGGUGAAAUUUUUCCCUUGGCAUUUUUUUUUAUAUCUUUGGGUAACCUAUCCUCCUUCCACAUUCUCCCCAUCUUGUGGCAGAAAUCUUUAGUUUAUAAAUCCCAUAGGAUAUUGUUUCUUUGAUUUCUUGUUAAUUUUUUCUCAGCUGUUGUAUCUAUUGGAUGUAGUAUUCCUUUUUUGAGCUUAUAGUGCGAAGCCAGCGUAGUUUAUUAGUUAGCAAAUGAUGUAUACUUGUAAUUUCAAUUUGUAGCUUUCUAGAUAUGAGAUCAAUAAUGUAAUGAGGUAGCUCUUCUUACAUAUUGCGGUUUUUGUUUUGUAUAUUGAGCUGCAGCCAGCUACUUAUUGGCAUAUGAUUUAUAGCUAUUUCCAAAUUGCAUAUGAUUUUUGGUUC